Lutzomyia longipalpis is the source of this 4444-nucleotide messenger RNA. It is a transcript of the gene Pgant7, whose product is annotated as N-acetylgalactosaminyltransferase 7. Lineage: Eukaryota; Metazoa; Arthropoda; Insecta; Diptera; Psychodidae. Gene Ontology annotation, cellular component: Golgi apparatus. Bases 204 to 1955 code for a protein of 583 amino acids. The transcript has 2 exons. The record is from RefSeq and is a predicted model, not a curated record.
CACCAGCGCAAAGCAAAUGAAGCAGCAGAAGUGGCGAAGAGAAGACGAUAAAAUGUCAAAUGUGACGGUCAACAAGUCUGCUGCGGUUGUGUAGCAUUUUAUUGUGUAUGGUAAUAGAGACACGUCUACAUUUUUGAUUAAUUAGUUUGCCGGAGGAGUGGAAUUUAGUGCAUCCGGGUGCUGCAUUUGUGCAUGGUGGGAAGAUGCGAAUUACAAAUUUGCGAAAGGGGCGCAUUGCGCGAAUUGCAGCCUGUGUCUUCAUACUCGUGCCACUGCUCUACCUCCUCAUGACGUGGUCGGAUGGUCAUAAGAGGGCCAAAGCGGUGCUCCAGAGUCGCUUUGGGGCCCUACACAGACCAAAGGAGGUCCCACGACUCAUUGAGGGUUGGGGAAAUUUUGAACCUAAAACAGUUGUAAAACGAACCGGCCCCGGGGAGAAUGGUGAACCACACAACUUGCCAGAUAGCAUGCAAAAUGCAGCUUCGGCUUCGGAAAUGGAUUAUGGGAUGAAUAUUGCGUGCUCAGAUGAGAUUUCCUUGGAUAGAUCGAUAAAGGAUACGCGUUUGGAGGAAUGCAAGCAUUGGGAUUACCCAACGGAUCUCCCCAAGACGAGUGUUAUUCUUGUUUUUCACAACGAAGGAUGGUCUGUGUUGUUGCGAACGGUGCAUUCGGUGAUAAAUCGCACACCUGAUUAUAUUCUGCAUGAAAUCCUCCUGGUUGAUGACUUUUCGGACAAGAAGAAUCUCAAGGAGGAACUGGAGGAUUACAUUAGGCGGUUUAAUGGGAAAGUUCGGUUGAUACGGAAUAAAGAGCGCGAAGGGUUGAUAAGGACACGAUCGAGGGGCGCUAAGGAGGCCACGGGGGAUGUUAUUGUCUUCCUCGAUGCUCACUGUGAGGUGAACACGAAUUGGCUACCACCGCUCUUGGCUCCAAUCUAUAGGGAUCGUACCGUGAUGACGGUGCCGGUGAUUGAUGGAAUUGAUCAUAAAACAUUCGAAUAUAGGCCCGUUUAUGCUGAUGGGCACCACUACAGGGGGAUCUUUGAAUGGGGAAUGCUUUACAAGGAGAAUGAAGUCCCGAAGAGGGAGCAAAAGUCAAGGAAGCACAAUAGUGAACCCUACAAGAGCCCCACACAUGCCGGGGGGCUGUUUGCCAUUGACCGGAAGUACUUCCUGGAGUUGGGAGCCUACGAUCCGGGUCUGCUUGUUUGGGGUGGAGAGAAUUUUGAGUUGAGCUUCAAAAUUUGGCAAUGUGGCGGGAGUAUUGAAUGGGUCCCGUGCUCAAGGGUAGGGCACGUCUAUCGGGGCUUCAUGCCGUACAACUUUGGGAAGUUGGCGAGCAAGAAGAAGGGCCCGCUGAUUACGAUUAACUACAAGAGAGUCAUUGAGACGUGGUUUGAUGACAAGUACAAGGAGUACUUCUACACGAGGGAACCUCUGGCGCAAUUUCUCGAUAUGGGUGACAUUAGUGAGCAAUUGGCCCUGAAAGAGCGUCUGCAGUGCAAGAGCUUUCAAUGGUACAUGGAUAACGUGGCGUAUGAUGUCUUUGAUAAGUUCCCCCCACUUCCGGUUAAUACGCAUUGGGGUGAAUUGCGAUCAGCUGCCAUUGAUACAUGCCUGGAUGCUAUGGGGCGAUCACCCCCGUCAAUAAUGGGUGUCCAGCAUUGCCAUGGGUUUGGGAAUAACCAAUUGAUGCGCCUCAAUGCAGCCGGGCAGCUGGGAACGGGGGAACGAUGCGUCGAGGGGGACAGGCAAGGGAUUAAGCUGGCCUACUGUCGCCUCGGGACGGUCGAUGGGCCCUGGCAGUACGACACGAAGACCUCAACACUUCUCCAUCGUGUUCACAAGAAGUGCAUGGCGCUCCAUCCGCAGACACUGCAACUUUCCCUGGCGGCAUGUGAUCCCAACAAUGCUUACCACCAGUGGCGAUUCAAGCAGAUCCAGCCACACUACUGAGAGCUUCCUCCGACGACAUUCCGUUGUUUGUAUUAAGUCAUAUCGAGUGAGUAUAGGAGACACAUUUCAUCAAGCAAAAUGCAUUUAUUAAAAAAUACAAUAAGCUGUCCAAUUAUUGUAUGCAAAAAGGACAUUAUGCACAAUGUAUGAGAAAGUUUUUUUCAUACUUGAAGUUGGAAAAAUUUCUUGAGGAAAAAUUUAUUGAUCAGAAAAUUAGACUUUUUAUCAGUAAAAUCUUUCAUUUCGAUCAGGAGAAUAUUUGAUUUUUUUUAUUUUAGUCAAGAGAUUGUUCUAUUUUCUUAGAAAAACAUGCCAACGGGUAAACGAUCGGGAAAACAUUAAUUUCCGGGCAAGAGAAAAGGAAAAUGAUCACAUGUCUAUAUAAAUUCAGAAGAAAUCCAACAGCCGUAAGCUUUAACACUUAGAGGACCGAACACUUUUUACCUAUGCGGAGGAUCAAAAUGGUCACAGUGUCCAUCAUAAUAAAAAAGGUCAAAUACUAAAAUGUUUUAAUUGUAGAUCUGCUUAUUGAAUGAGGAUCAAAAGUUUGAUUAAUUCUUAAUCUAUUCUAAGUAUUUUUGCACUCAAUUUCUAAAAAAAAUAUUAAAAAAAAUAAUAAUGAAAAAAAGUUGCGUAGAAUCAAUGCAAAAUUACCAAUUCAAAUCAAACUUUUUGCUACAAUUUGGCUAACUUUUCUUAUUAAGCCUGAAUAAUCAUUUCCUUCAGUUCUCUAAGUAACUAUCUGAUCACUUCCGGCAAUAAAAUGAGUUCAUACAAAUGAUUUUCAUCGCGGAAAAGUUAACAAGAGAUCCUGAUUUGGAAAAUACGGGGAAACAUAACCUCAAAAAGCUGUCAAAAAUGUAUGAGAAUUUAAAUGGACACGGUGACCAUUUUCAUCCUCCGCGUAUAAUUUCGACUUUGACCUUAAUUAUCUUUUAAAAAGAAGAAUAUUUUCCGGAUUUUCUUUCGCAUAACUUAAAGUUUAUUUGUUGUCUGAUCAUAAUGGAACAAAAUCAGGGGGCUGAAUGAAAUUUUUGGGCUCGUCGUAAAUAUUCGGAUUAUUCGUUAAUAUUUGAAUGGUUUGCCAAAGAAAUCAAAAUAUUGUAUUUUAGUCCCAAAAUGUUUAAAUUGAGGAGCAAAACCCUAAAAAAAAAACACUAAAUUGAAGCCUAAUAGCAGUAAAUUCAAAUAGAAAAAAAGUGGUAAAUUCAAGCCGAAAAAGGACUAAAUUCAAGCCUGAAAAGGACUAAAUUUAAGCUAAAAAAUAGUAAAUUCAAACCUAAAAAAGGACUUAAUUCGGUUUUUAUUCGAUUUUUAUCAAGGAAUGCUUAUAAUUUGAUUUACAAUACACAGAUCUUUGGAAAUAUUCUAAAGAUUUGCCCCGAAAAAUUCUAAAUAUUCAGCAUAUAAACACCCCAUUGGACAAAGUGAAACAUUAAUCUGAGCAAAUGGAACAUUUUUCUGAUCAAAGAGAAGAUUUUUCUGAUCAAAAAAACAUUGAACAAAACUUUCAUUGAUUUUUCUUUUAUAUUUAACAAAGUGUUGCAAAGUAUUCGAAAAUGUUUCAAAUUUCAUAUUCCUCCAUAUAUUGUGCAUAAAGUCCUUUUUAUAUGUAGGUUAAAGGACACUGUUUUCCUGAAAUGAAUGAGAUUCUUAAAGGUAUAAUAAUUCUAGAAUAUGUAUUCAAUAUUGGACAGCUUUAGCUAUUUAUCGUGAGAUUAUUGCGCCCCUGCACUGAGAAUUUGGCCAAUUUCCUCAGCAAUGUUUUUGUGGAAAACUAUCCCAGUGAUUUUAUUUUUCUUCCUUUUUCUUCUAAUCAACAAUUCAAUGCAUUAAAGACUGCAGUGGACGCAAAGGGGGCGAUCACUAAUAAUUUUAAUUUUGGGUUAAAGGAGUUUUUACUUUUAAAUUUACUUGCCUCGGGGAAUUAAAUAGAGAUGAGUUUUUUAUGCGGGGAAUUUUAUGGUGAAGGAUUUGUUUUUUAUAAUAAAAAGGAUAAUUUUUUUUAUUACAUUUAAAAGAUUAAAAGUGUUUGAAUUUAAUUUUAAAACACAAUUUACGUAAUUUUAUUGUAAAAGAGAAAAAAAGUAAUUUGUAAAAAGUUUCCCAAUUUUGUUGAUGAAUUUGGCCAAAAUUUUCAUUUUCAUCUUUCAGUAUAAUACUUACAAAAAAACAAAUACAAAUCCUUAAAAUCUUCCUUAUAACUCUUAUAGAACAAAAAGAAAAGUUAGAACAUAUUAACCAAUAAAAAAAUAUCUCGUUAGCAAUGUACUUAAAGAAAGAGAAACGUUCGAACAAAAAAAUAAUCCCACAAAAGUGCCUUUGCUCCUUCGAAAGACUGUGUAACCCACAAAAAAAAAACAAAGCAAAAUCCGAAGGAAUUCUUCCUCCCUCAGAACAACAUUGAGAAAAAAUAAUCUGUGUGAAAGAACAAUGCGUUAAGUUCUGUUGUAAAUAUAAAUUUUGUUACUUGUCCUCUAUUAAUAUUA